Molecule: messenger RNA, 1074 nt
Organism: Camponotus floridanus (Florida carpenter ant)
Lineage: Eukaryota; Metazoa; Arthropoda; Insecta; Hymenoptera; Formicidae
Exons: 1
Coding region: 1-1074 (357 amino acids)
Source: RefSeq, a predicted model, not a curated record
AUGAGUGCCGAUCUGAAGUCCUUGUUAGAGGCUCAAACCGACAUCCACGGACGAAUGUCUCGCUCCGUGGAUAACCUCCGCAAGAUGGGAGUCACUAACAUCACCGCCGGUGCCAUCCAGGCUCGCCUCAUCAUCCUCGACAACCUCUGGGCGAAAUUCGAGGCUCAACACGAGCUGAUACGAGCGACGCUUAAAGACAGAUACUUGGAGAGUGAGUACGCCAAAAAUGAUUUCAUCGAUACUGCGGAAUGUACGUACGUUUCUCAGCGGAGCACGUUGAGCGACUACGCUGACAGGCUAAGGGCCGAGUCAGUUGUCGCACACAGAAUCGAACCGAAGUCGGAGUCUUCUCCCAAAACUGCGUUGCCGCGUAUAAAAUUGCCGCCGUUCUCGGGCGCCUACGAAGACUGGCCUUCCUUCCGGGAUCUCUUUUUAUCCCUCGUCGGAGAGAAUCCGUCGGUCUCAAACAUUGAGCGGUUCCAUUACCUUCGCUCCUGCGUGAAGGGAUCUGCGGAAAAAUUAAUCCGAUCAUUAACGGUUACAAGCGAGAAUUACGACCGCGCGUGGGCGAUCUUGGCAAAACACUUUGAGAAUAAAAAAGAGCUCAUGCGAUCAAAUUUCUCUACCUUCACUGCCGUCGGGAAAAUGAAGUCCGAGUCCGCCGAAGAACUAAGCCGCGUCCAUCACGCCGUCACGGCCACCGUCAACGCGCAAGAAAGCAUCGGAAAACCCAUCAAUUCCCAUGGGAUGGAUCUCCUCAAUCACUUGGUGAUCGAAUUGUUCGACUCGCGAACGCGCCUCGAGUGGGAGUCUUCCACAAGCGAUUCUCCCGAUCCGCCGACUCACGAGGCACUCACUGAUUUUAUUAGUAAAAGGAUUUUUACCUUGAACGCCGCCAAACCCAAGAUCGCCACGAAGAGUGCUGGGGAAACCUCUCGGACUGCGAAGUCUCACUUCGCUAAAAACGGGCCCGACGCGUUCAAAUGCGCCGCUUGCAAGGGCAAACACACUUAUGCAGUGCCCCGAGUUCAAGUCCAAGUCCGCGAGCGAAAGAAAGUCAUUCGUCGAGGUUAG